Messenger RNA from Mustela lutreola (European mink), 3414 nucleotides. RefSeq names its product diphosphoinositol polyphosphate phosphohydrolase 2. Gene Ontology annotation, biological process: diphosphoinositol polyphosphate metabolic process; adenosine 5'-(hexahydrogen pentaphosphate) catabolic process; diadenosine hexaphosphate catabolic process. The record is from RefSeq and is a predicted model, not a curated record. The coding region runs from base 377 to 919 and encodes 180 amino acids. Gene Ontology annotation, molecular function: bis(5'-adenosyl)-pentaphosphatase activity; diphosphoinositol-polyphosphate diphosphatase activity; bis(5'-adenosyl)-hexaphosphatase activity. The transcript has a single exon. Lineage: Eukaryota; Metazoa; Chordata; Mammalia; Carnivora; Mustelidae. Gene Ontology annotation, cellular component: nucleus; cytoplasm.
AGCCGCGAGCCUCGCUCUUCCCCCCCCGGCGGCGACGGCGACUGCGGCGGCGGCGCUGCCACCUCCAGCGGCAGCAGGAGAGAGCGGAGGCGAGCGGGCGGCGGGCUCCAUGGAGAGCGGCGGACGCCCGGGCAGAGGCGGCGUUUCCUCUCCGGCACCCGGGCUGCAGUGACCCGCGCUUGUUCCCUGCCCCGCGUCGAAGCGGCCGCCGACUCCGGGACUGACCGGCCUCGCUGCCACUCCCCGCGCCGCCGUCUCGCCUCCCGGCGCCCCCCUGUGCCCCGACUCGCCCGCGCCCCAACUCCCCGGCGGGGUGGCGGCGGCCGGGCCCCCGCGGCGGCGGCCGGAGCAGCAGCGGCAGCAAGAGCCCGCCUCUAUGAUGAAGUUCAAGCCCAACCAGACGCGGACCUAUGACCGCGAGGGCUUCAAGAAGCGGGCGGCGUGCCUGUGCUUCCGGAGCGAGCAGGAGGACGAGGUGCUGCUGGUGAGCAGCAGCCGGUACCCUGACCAGUGGAUUGUCCCUGGAGGAGGCAUGGAGCCAGAGGAGGAACCUGGUGGCGCUGCCGUGAGGGAGGUGUACGAAGAGGCUGGAGUCAAAGGAAAGUUAGGCAGACUCCUGGGCAUAUUUGAGAACCAAGACAGAAAGCAUAGAACGUAUGUUUAUGUUCUUACUGUCACUGAAAUAUUAGAAGAUUGGGAAGAUUCUGUUAAUAUAGGAAGGAAGAGAGAAUGGUUCAAAGUAGAAGAUGCCAUCAAAGUUCUCCAGUGUCAUAAGCCUGUACAUGCAGAGUACCUGGAAAAACUAAAGCUGGGUUGUUCUCCAACCAAUGGAAAUUCCACAGUCCCUUCCCUUCCAGAUAACAACACCUUGUUUGUGACUGCCGCACAGACCUCUGGGUUGCCAUCCAGUAGAAGAUAGAACUGGGAGGACCUCCCAUGUGCAGUCUUGUGGGGAGAGGUCUCUUUAUUUUUCUUGGUAAACAUCCGAAUGAUGCUUGCAAACUGUCUGAAUUUGCCAUGCAGGAUUUUCAAACAAUUUGCAAGUUUUUCAGAUGUUUUCAGAUCUUCUUUAAAAAAAAAAAUGUAAAAUAUUUUAAUAAGCCAAAGCCAUGUGGAAUUUUUUUUAGAUGCCUUAAUUGUGCCCCUGCCCCAACCCACACUCCCAUUCUAGUUGUCAAUUUUUCACACAUUUUGUUCAGUUUUUCGUCCAUUUGACAUCAGUCUGUGGUUUUUGUCAGAUCAGCUUAUGGGUAGAUCUUUUCUCUAAAAUUAUUUCCUCAUCACAGCAUUAACAUAGUCAACAAAUUCUUAUGUUGUAGAAAUUUAUAAAAAUCUUGAUAUUAAAGAAAUCUGUCUAUCUGAAAACGUGUAUCACAGGAUCACAGUUCUAAUUUCUAAAUUCCAGAUUUUGACUAUUUCUGUAUGGUCCAGUAACUACUUUGACAAAGGACUUAAUUUGCUAUUUUCAGGAAUUUGUCAACUCAUUUGUCUAAAUUUUCACAACUGGUACGUCUCUAGCUACCUGAUAGGGCCAGUUUCCCUCUAUAACCCGAACUUUCUGUUAAAGGACUAUUAACUGUAUACAGUUGGUGAUUUUUAGAGAGGUAUGUUAAGAAAGAUGCAUGUAAUAAAUACAUCAUCAUGAAAAACUGUAUUCAUGAGAUUUAAGUUAAGCAUGCUAGAUUGCCAAUUCCCUUUAUCCAUAAUCUCUCUACACAGAAUACUUGAGAACCAUAAUUCUCUUGAGGUAAAUGUUUCCUGUUUUUUAAUUUACCGACCCCUCUAGUUAAACUUACUGGUUACCAGUAGUGACCCACAGAAUUAAGAGUCUAACCUCAAAUGCUAGUCAAUGGUGACGACAUCACAGUUGAGAAAUGGCCUCCUUGCUGUUCCACUGUUACAGACUUAGAUUAUUAAGACACCUAAGAAUGUCUCAUCUUUCAUAGGUUGCUAGUAAGGUACUACUUAUCCUAUAACUAUUGGGGCACUGGAACAUACCUGAACCAAGAAUUACUUUGUCUUAUCUUUACACUCACUUGGAAUCAAGAAUCCACUGACACACACACAGGUACCUUGUCUGAAGCCCCUGUGCUCCCUUUCCCCACCAAAACAAAACAAAAAUAACAGAAAUGAGACGGGAGGACAGAAACAUUUGAAUAAGAAAAACAUGGGGCGGGAGGAGUGAAAGAUGAUUCUGUAUGUAGGCGUUAGCCUUGUAAAUAUUAUAACUGGUGAGUAUAGAGUAGAAAGUUAGUAUAGUUGUACAUUCUACAAAUUGCUAACCUUUAAAAAUAUACUUGCUGCUAAAAAAUAGAGUGCUGUUACACCUAAGGAAAACCGGUGCAGCUGUUUUGAAAAAGAUUUGUGCCAUAAAUGCAGCUGAACUAAAUACAAAUAUUAGUUCACAAAUUAAUGCUGUCAGAGGAAUGAGUAAAAUAGAAAGACUUUUAACCAAUGACAUUUCAUUCUAAAUUACGUAGUGUGAUCAAACAUGAUCAUCCAGAAUUUUUGUAUUUUUCUUUGUAUAGGUUAUGUUUCCUGGGUGUUUUUUAAAAAGGAAACAUUUUAAAUCCACAGAUUGACACUUUCAAUCUUUAAUGGACUUAAGAUUUUUUUCUCAGUAAUCGCUGAAGUCUUUAAAUUAUAUACCUUAACACAGCAGAGGAACUGGAUUUUGUAUAUAAAACUGUCCACCUGAAAUGCUGUCACAAGUACUGGGGGUGGGGGGGGAUCUUGUACAUGAUAUUCUUAGAGGUAAUAAUGCAUGAACUUACUUUAUAAACUCCUAGACUGUGUAUUUGAUAUGUAAAAUAUGUACAGUAUUGUCAGCCAUCUCUUAAAAGUUGAGCCUAUAAAUAUUGUUGUAUAAUUUUUUUUGGUCAAGAACAUUUGGACUAAGUAGUGCCACUAGGGUCAGGAUUUUCUUCAGUGCCAUUUAGCAAACCAACGGUCUUCAGGUCUAUGCAACUAGCAAAAAUUGGUAUGAUGCAGAAGAAUACUUCACAGUUGUCGCACUUUGAAUUUCACAUGAGGGAUUCUUCACUAUUCCUCUGGAACCCAGGCUAGCAAAAUUAGAGGAAAGGCCCUAAAGAGAUUUCCAUUUCUGUUGAGGAGGAAAAGCCUUCCUUUCCAGGCUCAAUAGUUGAAUCUACUAUGGAUGACAGUGUCUACUAUCUCAACCCUUGAAACUUCACAAAGUGUUGGGACCCAUUCUGCUUUCUGUGGUGUAGAUGGAUAAAAAUUGGGCAGCUAAAUUUUUCAGUCCCAUGUGCCUCCUAAAUAAAAGAAGUUAACUAGGUUAUAAGUUGACAUGCAGACACAAAGUAGCAAACUAUCCUGAAUAUUUGUUGUUGGGGGUUGUGUGUGUGUGGGUAUGUGUGUGUGUUUCAAUAAACAGGUGAAAUUUGCCCACCA